Messenger RNA from Cinara cedri, 1164 nucleotides. NCBI's taxonomy places the organism in Eukaryota, Metazoa, Arthropoda, Insecta, Hemiptera, Aphididae. The record is from the annotation of a GenBank genome assembly.
AUUUUGCCAUUGCUUAUUUGUUAAUUAGAUUUUGUUUUGUGAUGAAGACUUCGUAAGAACAUAAAGCUAGAAUUUGGUUUUGUAUUGUGUUUACCAUAGAAAACUAAUACUCUUAAUCUAUCACCAGUAGGUACUUGGUACCUUUUCAAUAUUAAUUUUUCAAUUAUUUUGUAGCGUUGUGCUGUAUUUAAACUCUAGACUCAUUAAAUCACUGACGUUACAGCUUACUACUUGUUUAACGUUUAUAUUUAUCGGCUAUAAAAUGCCUCUUAUUAAGUUGCAAAGUUCCGACGGAGAAGUAUUUCAAGUUGACUUCGAUAUUGCUAAAGCUUCGGUUACCAUUAAAACUAUGGUUGAAGACUUGGGAUUAGAAGACGACGACGAAGAAAUUGUUCCAUUGCCUAAUGUGAACGCAGGUAUAUUAAAAAAAGUUAUUCAAUGGGCAACUUAUCACAAGGAUGACCCACCACCAGCAGAUGAUGACGAGGGUCGUGAAAAACGCACAGACGAUAUAUCAAGUUGGGAUGCAGAUUUUUUAAAAGUGGACCAAGGUACUCUAUUUGAACUCAUAUUAGCAGCUAAUUAUUUGGAUAUCAAAGGCCUAUUGGAUGUGACCUGUAAGACUGUUGCUAAUAUGAUCAAAGGUAAAACACCCGAGGAGAUCAGAAAGACAUUUAAUAUUAAAAACGAUUUUACUGCUGCCGAGGAAGAUCAGGUGCGUAAGGAAAACGAGUGGUGUGAAGAAAAGUAAAUUAUUCUUAUUCAUAAAUUUAAACAUUUUCUUUCUAUCUUAUAAUAAUUUUACAUUUCUAAUCGUCAAUAUUUUGAUUUUUUAUUUAUUUAUCUUAUGUAAUAAAACUUUAUUGUAGUUAAAUUUGUUUUGUAAGGAUUUAAAUAACAAUCACAAAAAUCUUUGUAUUUCCUCUGUUGUACAAUUAUAUAUUAUUGUAUUUUAUCCUUUGAUUAAUAAGUUUAUAGUUUAAAUAUUAUUACUUCUUGGCUGAUAACACAAAUGUGUAAAGUGUUCUGAUUUUCUGAUGUUCUGUAUAAAAUAAUACUUGUUUAACUAGUAAAUUUAGUUAAAACUUAAGUUUUGCAGAAUAAUAAUGUUUAAAAAUUAAAAUAUACGCGCAUAUUGCCCAAUUGACUUUUUAUUUGUUGUUA